Amphibalanus amphitrite is the source of this 2190-nucleotide messenger RNA. Its product is annotated as S-adenosylmethionine synthase-like. Gene Ontology annotation, biological process: S-adenosylmethionine biosynthetic process. Gene Ontology annotation, molecular function: methionine adenosyltransferase activity; ATP binding. Gene Ontology annotation, cellular component: cytosol. NCBI's taxonomy places the organism in Eukaryota, Metazoa, Arthropoda, Thecostraca, Balanomorpha, Balanidae. Bases 137 to 1390 code for a protein of 417 amino acids. The record is from RefSeq and is a predicted model, not a curated record. The transcript is spliced from 12 exons.
GCUGCCGGUGCGGCCGCCAGUACGGGCCGACUGCCGCCGGCGAUAACACACAGUCGACAGUGAGACGGACGCCGGCAGGGCCAGUGCCAUUGGAACGUGUGAGGCGCGCUACUGGCAGUGAGCGGACAUAUCAGUCAUGGGGCAGGAAGAAAGCGAAAUAAAAGAGCCCUUGCUGAACGGACUCGGCAUCAUGCCCGGCAUGAGCAUCCAGUCGGACCAGCUGCGAGGGGAGGCCAUGGAGGGCAGCGACACGUUCCUCUUCACCUCCGAGUCGGUCGGCGAGGGGCACCCAGACAAGAUUUGCGACCAAGUAAGCGACGCCAUCUUGGACGCCCACCUGCGGGAGGACCCGGACGCCAAGGUGGCCUGUGAGACGGCCACCAAGACGGGCAUGAUCCUGGUGCUGGGAGAGAUCACCUCGAGGGCCACCAUCGACUACCAGCAGGUGGUGCGCGACACCAUCAAGGGCAUCGGGUACGACGACAGCAGAAAAGGUUUCGACCAUAAAACCCUGAACCUGAUGAUCGCCAUCGAGCAGCAGAAUCCGGAAAUUGCGGCUGGCGUGCACCACAACCGUCUGGAGGAGGAGGUGGGCGCCGGGGACCAGGGCCUGAUGUUCGGCUAUGCCACGGACGAGACUGAGGAGUGCAUGCCGCUGACCGUGGUGCUGGCGCACAACCUCAACCGCAAAAUCGCCGAAAUGAGGAAGGAGGGAUCACUGUGGUGGGCCCGGCCCGACUCCAAGACACAGGUGACCAUUGAGUACGCCAACAAGGGCGGCGCCAUGAUCCCGCUGCGGGUGCACAGCGUGGUCGUGUCCAUCCAGCACGCGCCCGAGAUCUCUCUGGAGGACCUGCGCCGAGAGGUGAUGCAGAAGGUGAUACCCGAGGUGAUCCCGUCCAAGUACCUGACCGGUAACACCAUCUACCACGUGAACCCGUGCGGCGAGUUUGUCAUCGGCGGCCCGCAGGGCGACGCCGGCCUCACCGGACGCAAGAUCAUCGUCGACACGUACGGCGGCUGGGGCGCGCACGGCGGCGGCGCCUUCAGUGGUAAGGACUACACCAAGGUGGAUCGCUCGGCCGCGUACGCUGCGCGCUGGGUAGCCAAGUCGCUCGUCAAGGCUGGACUCUGCAAACGGUGCCUCGUCCAGUCCUCGUACGCGAUCGGCGUGGCGGAGCCCAUUUCGAUCACGGUGUUCCACUACGGUACGAGCAAGUACACGCAGCGCGAACUGCUCGAGAUCGUGCUGAAGAACUUCGACCUCCGGCCAGGCAAAAUCGUGAAGGAGUUGAACCUGCGCCAGCCCAUCUACCAGCAGACGGCCAGCUACGGCCACUUCGGCCGCGACUGCUUCACUUGGGAGCAGCCCAAGAAGCUGGAGCUGUAGCGGGCAGCGCCGCCACUCAGGACACGCCAACAUUGCCGCCGGCUGUCCAGGCGAUAGCUCGUGUGACCGCUCCGCUGGCAGAAACGGGGUAGGAGAAGGGGAGAGAUGAGCGAGGUGAAGAACGAGCGAGCUAGCAAGAGAGAGAGAGAGAGAGAGAGAGAGAGAGAGAGAGAGAGGAGAGAGAGAGAGAGAGAGAGAGAGAGAGAGAGAGAGAGAGAGAGAGAGAGAGAGAGAGAGAGAGAGAGAGAGAGAGAGAGAGAGAGAGAGAGAGAGAGAGAGAGAGAGAGAGAGAGAGCGUGGCCGGGAGCGUGCGCCGGUGCCUGAUACACUGUGGUCCGUUUCCGUGUACUGUGUGCGCGCGGCGACCCGGUGACGUCCAUUGUGGCCUUCACUCCGUGACCAGCCAGCGCCGAGGGUGGCCGCUGGCCUGUGGCAGGCUCUGUGGGCCGGCGAGUGUAAUGGGCCACUGGUCUGUGGCCGGCACUGUGGGCCGCUGGUCUGUGGCUGGCACUGUGGGCCGGCGAGUGUGGUGGGCCGCUGAUCUGUGGCUGGCACUGUGGGCCGCUGGUCUGUGGCUGACACUGUGGGCCGCUGGUCUGUGGCCGUCGCGCGGUCGACCGGUGGCCCGUUCAAUGCUCCCUGACCACUCAGUGCCGCCCUGCGGAGGUGCAAUACUUUUAGGUAUGUCGCCGAGUAUGACAGAUGGCUCUGUCGUGUCUUAUAUGGUCACAUUAUUUGGGACGGCCGGAACACUUUUGUUCUACAUAUUGUGUAUUUUGGCCAAUAAAAUGUAAACUCGU